GUCUAUCUGGUUACUUGUAGCCUGCUGCAGAAACUUCUGGAAGAUGACAUCUGGAUCUUCCUCUACUCCUUUGGGGGAAGUGCUACCCAUAUUAAAUGAAGCACUGGCUUUAAACUGACCAAAUAAGCCAGGAAUCACCAGUAAAGAUAAGAUGACCCAAGAGAACGGUACUCAGCAGUUGAAGAACAUAUUGCUGAUUUAAGUUACUUGACAGCAAAAGAGCAAAUAAUUGCCCUGGCCAGUAUGGCUCAGCGGUUGGAGCAUCGGCCUGCAGACCAGAGAGUCCCGGAUUCGAUUCCUGCUAGGGGACAGUACCCUCUUGCAAGAUAGCAGCAAGACUCUGCCCAUAUUUGAGCAAACUUUUUGCGGUGGAAGACUGAGCGGCUGAGGCACAGAUUAUCUUGAUAAUGGUAAUAAUAAAAUGGCAAUUCAGCAAGCAGAUAAACUAUUGAAGAAACAUAAGGAUCUUCAUUGUGCUAAGGUUUUAAAGGCAAUUGGUUUACAGAGAACUGGAAAGCAAGAGGAAGCCUUCACCUUGGCACAGGAGGUGGCAGCCCUUGAACCUACAGAUGACAACUCGCUGCAGGCACUGACUAUUCUUUACCGGGAGAUGCAUCGUCCGGAGUUAGUUACAAAACUUUAUGAGGCAGCUGUGAAGAAAGUUCCCAAUAGCGAAGAGUAUCACUCUCACCUCUUCAUGGCCUAUGCAAGAGUGGGAGAAUACAAGAAAAUGCAACAGGCUGGCAUGGCUCUAUAUAAGAUUGUUCCCAAAAACCCUUACUACUUUUGGUCUGUGAUGAGCUUAAUUAUGCAAUCUAUAUCAGCACAGGAUGAAAACCUCUCAAAAACUAUGUUUCUACCCCUUGCUGAGAGAAUGGUAGAAAAAAUGGUGAAAGAGGACAAAAUAGAAGCUGAGGCUGAAGUUGAACUUUAUUAUAUGAUCCUGGAGCGUUUGGGAAAGUACCAGGAAGCCUUGGAUGUCAUCAGAGGAAAAUUAGGAGAGAAGUUGACCAGUGAGAUUCAAAGUCGGGAAAAUAAAUGCAUGGCUAUGUACAAAAAGCUGAGCAAGUGGCCAGAGUGCAAUGCCCUUUCCCGGCGCCUCUUACUGAAAAACUCAGAUGACUGGCAGUUCUAUCUGACUUACUUCGAUUCUGUCUUUCGGCUGAUUGAAGAGGCCUGGACUCCUCCUGCUGAAGGUGAACACUCUUUAGAAGGAGAAGUACAUUAUUCUGCAGAAGAAGCUGUGAAGUUUAUAGAAGAUCGGAUAACAGAAGAAUCUAAAAGUUCUCGCCAUCUUCGAGGACCACAUCUAGCUAAACUGGAGCUGAUUAGACGUUUACGACGUCAAGGUUUUAAUGAUGAGUAUAAACUGGGUGACCCAGAAGAAUUAAUGUUUCAGUAUUUUAAAAAGUUUGGGGAUAAGCCUUGUUGUUUUACAGACCUCAAGGUGUUUGUUGACCUCUUGCCUGCUUCACAGUGUACAAAAUUCAUUAAUCAAUUACUUGGAGUUGUUCCUUUAUCGACAUCAACAGAGGAUAAGUUGGCACUGCCUGCUGACAUCAGAGCUCUGCAGCAGCAUUUGUGUGUGGUGCAGCUGACCAGGUUACUGGGCUUGUACCACACUAUGGAUAAAAAUCAGAAAUUGAGUGUGGUCAGAGAACUGAUGUUAAGGUACCAGCAUGGACUAGAGUUUGGAAAAUCGUGUUUGAAAACAGAAUUGCAGUUUUCAGACUAUUACUGUCUCCUUGCUGUCCAUGUGCUUAUUGAUAUAUGGAGAGAAACAGGUGACGAGACUGCUGUGUGGCAGGCCCUGACUUUGCUGGAAGAGGGAUUAACUCACAGCCCUUCCAAUGCUCAAUUCAAAUUGCUGCUUGUUCGAAUCUACUGUAUGCUGGGGGCAUUUGAACCAGUGUUGGAUCUGUACUCCAGCCUCGAUGCUAAGCAUAUCCAGCAUGAUACCAUUGGUUAUCUUUUGACCCGAUACGCUGAAUCCCUAGGUCAGUAUGCUGCUGCAUCCCAAUCCUGUAACUUCGCACUCAGGUUUUUCCACUCCAACCAGAAAGAUACCUCAGAAUAUAUUAUUCAAGCUUACAAAUAUGGUGCAUUUGAGAAGAUUCCAGAGUUUAUCGCUUUUAGGAACAGGCUGAAUAAUUCUCUUCAUUUUGCACAAGUCCGUACUGAACGGAUGUUGUUAGACCUCCUACUUGAAGCAAACAUAUCAAUCAGCUUAGCAGAAAGUAUAAAGUCGAUGAAUCUUCGGCCAGAAGAAGAUGACAUUCCAUGGGAAGCCUUGCGAGAUAAUAGAGACUUAAAUGUUUUCUUCAGCUGGGAUCCAAAAGAUAGGGAUGUUUCUGAAGAACAUAAGAAACUUUCCUUGGAGGAGGAGACCAUGUGGUUAAGAAUUCGUUCCUUAACAUUGAGGCUGAUCAGUGGACUUCCAAGUCUUAACCACCCUGUGGAACCAAAGAACUCGGAGAAGACCACUGAGAAUGGUGUAUCCUCCAGGAUUGAUAUUCUUCGUUUGCUCCUUCAACAGCUGGAGGUGGCCCUGGAGACAGGAAAGCGAUUUAUUGAGAAGGAAAUUCAGUAUCCUUUCCUUGGUCCUGUGCCUACUAGAAUGGGUGGAUUCUUUAAUUCUGGCUGUUCUCAAUGUCAGACCAGUUCUUUUUAUCUUGUUUGUGAUAUUUAUGAGCUGGAUACCAAUGGUUUAGAGGAUACAGUGGAGAUCCAGGAGCGAGUAGAGAACAGUCUUAAGUCUUUACUAGAACAAUUAAAAGAUGUCUUCAGUAAAUGUAAAGGUGACUUGUUAGAAGUUAAAGGUGGCAACUUGAAAACACACCCUACUUUCUUAGAAAAUCUAGUCUUCUUUGUUGAGACUAUUUCUAUUAUCCUUUGGGUGUCCAGUUACUGUGAGAGUGUCCUGCGACCAUACAAGUUAAAUUUACAGAAAAAGAAAAAGAAGAAAAAAGAAACCAGCAUCAUCAUGCCACCUGUUUUUACCAGUUUUCAAGACUAUGUUACUGGGCUUCAGACUUUAAUUUCCAAUGUUGUGGAUCAUAUUAAAGGGCUUGAAACACAUCUAAUUGCACUUAAACUUGAAGAACUUAUUUUAGAAGACACUUCUCUCUCACUGGAAGAGAGAAAGUUUUCAAAGACUGUGCAAGGGAAGGUGCAGAGCAGUUAUCUGCACUCACUUCUGGAAAUUGGGGAGCUGCUGAAAAAAAGACUUGAAACCACAAAGAAACUAAAAAUUUAAGGAAGUGUGAACCACAGGCACUGAUGACUCUCUACCAGAAAUUAUAUCAUCUUCCCAGGCAACAUCUACAUUGGGUUGACCAUCAUUUUAAUCCAGAACUUCCUCAUAAAAUGCAUGAAGGACUUUGAUCGUGAAUUAAUUUUUUAGGUAUUAAAUGUAUACAACUGAUUAAAUUAUUGUACAUAAACCAGAAGCAGGACCCUCAUCUGGGCUUGACCACUUUUUAUACAUAUUCAUAUGCAUAUGGCAGCCACAAGAGAACCCCACUUUUCUUCUGCCCUUCUCUCACCAGGAACAUCUGGUGGGGGAGGGUCCUACAAAAGCAGCAAUAGAAAUUAAACAUAAAGCAUUGACCUCAGAGCAGCUGAAUGGCCCUACUGUUACAGCAGUGGACAUUUUGGUCUGGUCCUUGAGCCUUAGGAAACGAAGGAGAAGUAGAUUGGGGACCAUGACUGGGAGCAGGCCCUCUUUCCACAUUAGCAGUUUGGUUUUGAGGCUUCCUCAGCUGCUUGCCUUCCACAGAACCCAAGGCAGGUACCCAAAGGGCGUCAGAUGAAAUUUGGCAUAAGCACCUGCCACUGAAGGGCACCACUCAGACAACCACAGGCACUCAUUUUUUGGCUUAAUCGUCCUGAUAGCCAAGAUAUCCCCAUCCUAGCUCCAGUGAGCGUUAAAUCACAGUUGGGCUCUAAGGCUUCUGUUAACUUGCAGCUGUUUGGAGGGGAAAGCAGUGCAGACCACUCCUAAGCCUGCUGAGGACUAGCUUGCUGCCUUUCAUCCAUUUGGAAAGAUGGGAAUCACUUUUAAAGAAAAGUGUACAUAAUUUAUGCAGGCAAGUGUAAUACCAAUGUCAUUGGUUUUGUGAGAUAUAUAUAUGUGUAU
This is a messenger RNA of Molossus molossus (Pallas's mastiff bat), 4138 nucleotides long. RefSeq names its product N-alpha-acetyltransferase 25, NatB auxiliary subunit (gene NAA25). The record is from RefSeq and is a predicted model, not a curated record. The transcript is spliced from 26 exons. Gene Ontology annotation, cellular component: NatB complex; cytoplasm. Gene Ontology annotation, biological process: N-terminal peptidyl-methionine acetylation. NCBI's taxonomy places the organism in Eukaryota, Metazoa, Chordata, Mammalia, Chiroptera, Molossidae. Bases 422 to 3256 code for a protein of 944 amino acids. Gene Ontology annotation, molecular function: protein binding; protein-N-terminal amino-acid acetyltransferase activity.